AUUUAUUGAUAUAGUGACCAUACCACUAUUAAACUAUUACUCUCCAUUCUUCUAAGCUGAAAUUAGGAAACUUCAUCAGUUUGAUUAUUUGAUCAGUAUGACUUUUUUUUUUUUUUACAGGUGUACUUACCAUAUACUCUGUCUCUCUUUUUCUCCCUCUUGAUGACCAAGUGCAUAAAUAACCCCAUAGUGUAUGAGUAAGAACUUCUCUUGACCCCGACAAAAAUCACGCUGUGACCGUGACGUAUACAUUCGAUUGCGGGCUUGAAGGAGAGCACAGGUUUGAGUGGCACCUGAGUGCAUCUGUUGUGCGUCUGAAAUAGGGCACUCCGAUUGUCCUUAGAAAGGAAUGAUGGGGAGAGUCUGGGGUCGGGGUUCAGGAGAGGGGGCAGACUUGUUGAAGGAGAAAAUAGACUCCAUUCCAUCUGUCUGAACAUCUCUGCUCGACCGUGGUGUUUGGAUACAUAUUCAGGAUAAAGCUUUAAAAGAGCCCAAGCAGCCACGCCUGAAAGUUCACUUCACUUCCCCUCUUGACUGUUGGGACACAAGUUGGUCUCUGUGUGUGUCUCCGCUGGUCUUUCUUACUUGACUUCUUGACUGUCUCAGAGGGAGGCUUAACAUCAUGUCUGACACAGAGGAUAUUGUGGAGGAAGAAGUAGAGGAGGCACCUGAGGUGGAAGAGGAGCCUGAAGAAGAGCAGCAGGAGGAGGAUAAGGAAGAUGAGGAGGACGAGGUAGAUGAGGAGGAGAGGGAACAUGUUGAGUGGGAGACCAAGCCAUGGACCAAGUACAUUACCAACAUCGCUCCUCCCAAGCAGCCCGACGGCGAGAAGUUAGACUUUGAUGACCUCCACCGCAAGAGGCUGGAGAAGGACUUCAAUGACCUGCAGAGCCUGAUCGAGAUGCACUUCUCCAGCCGCCAGAAAGAGGAGGAAGAGCUGGUGGCCCUCCGCAGCCGCAUCAAGCGCCGCCGUGCCGAGCAAAACAUUGAGCGCCAGGCCCGUCUUGCUGAGGUGUGGACCCGCCGGAAAGAGGAGGCCAAGCUCCUCGCCGAGGAGGAUGCCAGGAAGAAGAACGUCUUCUCCAAUAAGGCGUUCGGCGGCUACAUACAGAAGGGGGACGUGAAGAAGGGCAAGAAGCUGACGGGGCGCAAGAAGAAGACCAAGGCUCUGUUGGAACGCCGCAAGCCCCUCAACAUCGACCACCUCAACCAGGAGAGGCUGGCGGAGAAGUCCCGCGAGCUCUGGCAGUGGCUGCGCCAACUACACGCUGAGCAGUUUGACCUGGCCGAGAAGCUGAAGAGGCAGAAGUACGACGUGAACGUGCUGCGGAACCGCAUCAGUGACCACCAGAGGGGCUCCAAGGUGGCCAGGGCGACCCGCGGGGCGAAGAAGUUACGUUAGUCACACAGCAACAACCCCAACAUAAUCAGAUUAGCCGAGCUGUCUUUGGGACGUUUUAGGUACAUCCACCUGCUUCUGCUUUAUCAUAUUUCCUGAGGAUUGGGUAUAGGCCUGCUUGUUUGUUUGUUUGGGGGUUUCUACAGUUAGCUAAGCAGGUAUAUAACUGAUCAGCCUACAUAAUGUAUUUACAGGUUUUGUACAGGCUGUAAUUUUCUUUGGGGACUGUAGUUGUCUGAUGUAAACAUUUUAGUAUGGUUCACAAGGUAUAUGGUUCCUGAUAUCGUAUUCACAGAUCAAGCUAAUUGUUUGAAUGCUGUUAACACAGUUUUGAUUUGAUCAUUCUAAUAAAAUGU
Oncorhynchus keta (chum salmon) is the source of this 1755-nucleotide messenger RNA. RefSeq names its product troponin T, cardiac muscle isoforms-like. The record is from RefSeq and is a predicted model, not a curated record. The transcript has a single exon. Lineage: Eukaryota; Metazoa; Chordata; Actinopteri; Salmoniformes; Salmonidae. Gene Ontology annotation, biological process: cardiac muscle contraction; sarcomere organization; regulation of muscle contraction. Gene Ontology annotation, molecular function: tropomyosin binding; troponin I binding; troponin C binding. Gene Ontology annotation, cellular component: troponin complex. The coding region runs from base 623 to 1402 and encodes 259 amino acids.